CAUCUCUAAUACAAAUUCUUCAGCCGUUCCACGGUUUUGUAACAGUUUUGAGUUGAAUUAAAUGAACAAAAAUGCAAAAUCUUACCCGCCUGUUUAACUGUUCACUUACGUUGCAACCACAGCGGGUUGUGGCGCCAGUUGCCCUGCAACAGCUGCGCACCAAAACAAAAGUCGUCGAAAAACCGAAACCCGGAGCCGGGCAACAAUUUCGCAGAAUUGUUCAUUUCCCUGAGGAGUAUACAGUGGUGCCAUUGAAAAUAACACAUCUAGCUGGUCGUGACCCGAUCUCAGGUCGCGUGGUGGCUAAGGGCAUUGGCGGUGGAAUCAAGCAGCAAUACCGUUGGAUCAAAUGGGUUCGCGAUGGCCCCACAGAGGGUUCGGCGCAGGAAGAACGAGUUGUGGAGGUUCUAAACGAUGGCUGCCGAACAGCCAAAGUGGCUCUGGUGGCGGUGGGCGAUGAACUAAAAUACAUACUCGCCACGGAGAAUAUGAAAGCGGGCGACAUUUUAAAAACUUCGAGGGUAAUUCCUCGCAUUCCAGUUCGUCCCAAUGAUGGGGAUGCCUAUCCACUCGGUGCUUUACCUGUUGGCACCCGAAUUCAUUGUCUGGAAAAGAAUCCCAAUCAGCCCUGCCAUCUAAUUCAUGCGGCUGGAACGUUUGGCACAAUUUUACGCAAAUUUGAUGACAAAGUAGUUGUCCAACUGCCAUCCAAGCGAGAAUUCGCCUUUGAUCGCACUUGCAUGGCGACAGUUGGAAGAUUAUCUAACGUCGAGCAUAAUAAGGAACAUGUGGGUAGUGCUCAGCGGAUGCGAGAGUUGGGCAACAGACCACGAUCAGGUCUAUGGAAGCGUAAGGAAGGCAAACAUGGACGUAAAAUUCGCCGCCUGCCGCCCAUGACAACGAUAGCUCCACCGCCGGCGGCCAAAGAGCAAGAACUACGCUUAACAUUGAACCUUUGAUGAUAAACAAACAUUGUUAUAUGUAUAUAUAUGCCUGUGCCUCUGGCUUUUAAUAUGCUACAUCUAAAUACAUACGCUUAAAAACUAUA
This is a messenger RNA of Drosophila willistoni, 1048 nucleotides long. It is a transcript of the gene mRpL2, whose product is annotated as 39S ribosomal protein L2, mitochondrial. Gene Ontology annotation, biological process: cytoplasmic translation. The coding region runs from base 72 to 959 and encodes 295 amino acids. The transcript is spliced from 2 exons. The record is from RefSeq and is a predicted model, not a curated record. Lineage: Eukaryota; Metazoa; Arthropoda; Insecta; Diptera; Drosophilidae. Gene Ontology annotation, molecular function: RNA binding; structural constituent of ribosome. Gene Ontology annotation, cellular component: ribosome.